AUGGCUUAUAGGGCCAAAACAUAUGCAUCAGACAAAGUGGCAGGUUCCUUCACUGAGCAAUAUACAAGAAUAUUUGAUUAUGCAAAUGAGUUAUUAGCAAGAAACCCUGGGUCUACAAUUAAAGUAAAAGUUGAGCCUUAUGAUGGGAAUGAUGGGAAAAUAAUAUUCCAGAGGUUUUACGCAUGCCUUAAAGCAUGCAAAAAUAGCUUUCUUUCAUGCAGGCCAAUCAUUGGUCUUGAUGGAGCCUUCUUGAAAGGCAGACAUCAUGGUGAGCUAUUAACUGCUGUGGCACGAGAUGCAAAUGACCAAAUGUUGCCACUGGNGUAUGCAAUUGUUGAAGUUGAAAACAAGGACACGUGGACAUGGUUUNUGGAGCUAUUGAUUGCAGACUUAGGUGGUCCAGAUGUGUGUUCUGGACUAACUAUCAUGUCAGAUCAACAAAAGGAAAAAAUUCCCGGAAAAAACUUGAAGAGGCUCAUGUGGAGGGCAGCUACAGCAACCCAUCCACAACACUGGGAGACUGAGAUAAGACAUAUAAAAGAGGUUAAUGAAGAUGCUUUUAAACAUUUGAUGUCCAUUCCUCCAAGGUUUUGGUCAAAAUCAAGGUUCACAACCACAGCUCAAAGUGAUACCUUGGUAAAUAACAUGUCAGAAGCUUUUAAUAGCGUUCUGGUAAAUACAAGGACCAAACCAAUUAUUACACUGUUGGAGGACAUCAGAUUGUACAUGAUGAAGAGAUGGGCAGCUAAUAGGUCAAGGGUGUCCUCUUUUAAAUCAGCAAAUUGUCCUAAAAUUCUGAGUAGAUUACGGAAGGAGGCACUACAAACAAAGAAUUGGGUUCCCAACUGGUCUGCACACAAACUUUUUGAGAUCAGACAUGUGUCCCAAAGUGGGGACAACUUUGUGGUGGAUAUAGAUAAAUAUACAUGUUCCUGCAGGAAGUGGAGCAUCAGUGGAAUUCCAUGUGUGCAUGCAUUGACAACAAUGAAGUUUCUGAACCUAACUACAGGGGACUAUCUACCUGUAUGGUUUAAAAGGUCCACCUAUGAAGAGAUGUAUUCCUCCAUUAUAUACCCCAAUAAUGGAAAACACCUAUGGGAGGUCACUCAAUGUCCAGAUGUCUUGCCUCCACCAAAAAGACAGCUGCCUGGUCGUCCUAAGAAGAAAAGGAGAGCAAUGGGAGUUGAAGAAAAGUUCUACCAAGAUGUCUAA
Molecule: messenger RNA, 1212 nt
Organism: Vigna radiata var. radiata (mung bean)
Lineage: Eukaryota; Viridiplantae; Streptophyta; Magnoliopsida; Fabales; Fabaceae
Exons: 4
Coding region: 1-1212 (403 amino acids)
Molecular function (GO): zinc ion binding
Source: RefSeq, a predicted model, not a curated record